UUAUUUUUGACGUUCGCCCGAUUUGUUUCUGAUGUUUGUGUCGCUUUCACUUUGAUUUUGCUCAUAAUCUCGAGAUGCAAUGCGUAAUCAAGACGGAACCUGCCGUGGAUUUCCACUUCCAAGAUGUAGGCGAUCCCACGCCUUCCUCGAGUCAAUACAUGAAACGACGAUGUUCUAUGGAUAUUGGUCCCACGUCACGGGUUCCGAAUGUAACUGAUUCUUCUACCGAUGCUAUGAAUCGCUUACUGCAAAACUGGGGGUUGGAGGCUUUAAUUCACAGAUUUGCUGAACACUUGAUCGACUUGAGCGUGCUGGACUACAUGCUGGAUGUUGAUAUCGUAGAUUUGUGCCAAGGUUUACCAAUCCGGUACAGGCUUCUGCUGAGACACAAUCUGCGAAACGGAUACCAUAAAGACAGUCUCGCCCCCGAUCAGCCAAAUAAACGACAGCACACUACAGUCGAAACCAACGAAAAUAGUCUUUACGAAAUUCACUCAAAUUUCGUGGAUAAUUGCAUGCCACCUCCGAAUUUCGUGUCAGUACCAGGAUCAUCGCCCGCGAAUGAUAAUAAUUUUACUGGAGCUGAAUAUAAGACUGGCUAUACGUUCACGCCACGAUCGGCCGACGUUACGAAUGAAGAGGAACUCAGGAUGAGCGAUUCCGAUUCGGAAAGUCAAAUGGACGCAGAAGCACCCGAAGAAGUGGCCACCGAUAGACUGAUUCCGGAGAAAUCCAAGGCAUUGUAUGAAGGUUCGUAUAAGAAGUUUGAUGAAUGGCGCUCAAGGAACAAUUACACCACGGUGGACGAAAACGCCAUGCUGGCGUAUUUCUCGCAAGAGAUGGGCAACCAAAAGCCCUCAACAAACUGGAGUCACUUUUCUAUGCUGAAGGCUACCAUUAACAUGAACUUGGGCAUAAACAUUAGUGGUUUUACGAAUCUGGUAUCAUAUCUGAAGCAAAACUGUGACGGGUACAGUCCAAAAAAGUCGAAAAUUCUUACGAAAGGCGAAAUAUUUCGAUUUUUGAAGGAAGCCGACGAUGAAAAGUAUCUAGCCCUCAAGGUUGUACUGAUCGUUGGGGUGUACGGGGCUUGUCGAAGAGAAGAAAUACUGAAACUGACGUUAAACGAUAUUGAAGAUACAGGAAACAGCGUGAAAAUUACCGUUCCCAACUCGAAAUCGAAAACACUCAGACAGUUCGUGAUCACUAGAGGUAGCGAUCCUGAAGUGGACAUGGUAAAGCUGUUCCGUUUGUAUGCUCAGAAGCGACCGGUCGGCGUUCCACACUCGCGAUUUUUCAUUGGCUAUCGCUAUGGAAAGUGUACCAAACAAGCAAUUGGAAUUAACUCGAUUGCCCACAUGCCGAAACAGAUUGCUGAAUUCCUCCACCUGCCCUCCCCGCAAGAAUAUACGGGACAUUGCUUCCGUCGCUCGGCAGUUUCCCUGCAGGGAGACUCAGGCGUGGAUAUAGCUAUCUUGAAGAGACAAGGAGGAUCUACAAGCAAAAUGCAUGCAAUAACAUUCAAUCUCGAUACAGAUGUUUAAUUAGGAACGUGUUAUUAUCCCUAGAUGUUAUCAAACAAUUAUUUAUUAAAUUUAAAAUUUAUUUAUUCAUAUCAUUAGACAGUUAAAUGUAAGGAAGUGGAUCAUAAUUCGAAUUUGAGUUGGAGUGUAACGCUUAACGCGUUUAGUCGUUCAAAUAGCAUUACAUCCUCAGCUCUCCUGGCAAAAGACUUAAGCCUUAGUUAGGCCUUUGAAUAUAUUAAACAAAUGAAAACAAA
Aedes albopictus (Asian tiger mosquito) is the source of this 1780-nucleotide messenger RNA. RefSeq lists its product as uncharacterized. Gene Ontology annotation, molecular function: DNA binding. Gene Ontology annotation, biological process: DNA recombination; DNA integration. The coding region runs from base 75 to 1544 and encodes 489 amino acids. The transcript has 6 exons. The record is from RefSeq and is a predicted model, not a curated record. Lineage: Eukaryota; Metazoa; Arthropoda; Insecta; Diptera; Culicidae.